UCACUUUUCUUCACCUCUCGCACGUUGCCUAGCUGCUAGACAUCUUGACUUUUAUCAUCAAAGUGCCCAGACAGGGAUACCACAAUACCUAUGGAGGUCUGGACCGAGCACAAGGAACACUCGGUCGAUGGCCACAAGCUCACGGGCACCCUCAAAUUCAAAGGCCAAACCAUUUGGGGACCCCACGGCUGCCACGAAAACACGAUGCGUCUGGCCGAGGCCCUCACGGAGGCUGAUUGGCGCCUUGCCAUGACAUUUGAAACGAAGGAACUUUCAGUCGAAGGACACGUGCGCUACAUCAGUGUCAAGGACGGGAACGGCCAGCUUCUUCUGGACAAACUCAGCACCCACGACAGCAUGGAUGAUCUGGCUAGAGCUGUCAUGAGGGCUAUAAAUUCUGACGGGGGCCCUUAAUGUCGUGUCACCGAGAUUGUGUAUUGGGGGGAGGCAUGGUCUUAGUCAGGGGCUAUCUUGAGGGAGAGGCCAUUCAACAUCAUCCACUUGGACAAGCUUCAGAGA
Molecule: messenger RNA, 519 nt
Organism: Talaromyces proteolyticus
Lineage: Eukaryota; Fungi; Ascomycota; Eurotiomycetes; Eurotiales; Trichocomaceae
Exons: 2
Coding region: 91-414 (107 amino acids)
Source: RefSeq, a predicted model, not a curated record